Messenger RNA from Maniola jurtina (meadow brown), 848 nucleotides. Its product is annotated as mpv17-like protein 2. The record is from RefSeq and is a predicted model, not a curated record. Bases 168 to 785 code for a protein of 205 amino acids. Gene Ontology annotation, cellular component: cytoplasm; membrane. NCBI's taxonomy places the organism in Eukaryota, Metazoa, Arthropoda, Insecta, Lepidoptera, Nymphalidae. The transcript is spliced from 4 exons. Gene Ontology annotation, biological process: mitochondrial ribosome assembly.
GUAUGUACAUGCCAUACUGUCAUUGACAGUUUGCCAAAAGUCAAAAGAAAAUCCGAGAAAGCUUGCUUGAAAGGAUAUUUUGCGGGUGUAUUGAGCGCAAAUUUUAAACGAUAAAUGUUUUAUUCUUGUAAAUCUUAAUUUGGUUCAUAAGCAAAAAAUUAAUUACUAUGUUUCGUAUCAGUAUAUUGAAAAAGUUGCAGCCAUUGGUUAAAGUGGGUCACCAUAAAAGAACAAAGUCUUCCUUUUACCGAGGAGUGAACUUCCUGUUUAAAAAAAAUUUGUUACUAACAAACAGUAUAACGUCAGGAGGAUUUAUGGCAAUUGGAGAUUGGAUUCAGCAAGAAAUAGAAAUACAUGCAAAAUUGUUACCUGCUUUUGACUGGCCUCGGGUAGCAAGGAUGUUAAUAGUUGGAACUGUAAUGGGACCAUUACAUCACUACUACUAUAUUUAUUUAGACAAAUUAUUGCCUCUUGCAAAUCUGAAAACAGUUGCAAAGAAGAUUGCUUAUGAUCAGUUGUUUGCAUCUCCUGCUACUAUUCUGUGUUUUUUCUAUGGAAUGGGUAUUUUAGAAAAAAAAUCUUUAAGUCAAUGCACAGAUGAGAUAAAACAAAAGUUUGCAUAUACUUAUGUGGGUGAUUGCUUAUUUUGGCCACCGGUGCAGUUUGUAAAUUUCUAUUAUCUACCAACACACUACAGGGUAUUUUAUAUUAAUUUCGCAACAAUGAUCUUUAAUGUGUUUUUAUCAUUUAUUAAGCAUUAUGAUCAGCACAAACAUGAUAGCUAACUGUGAUGUAUAUAAAAUAUUAGUUAAAUGUUAAUGUACAUUAAAUAUACACCUUUAGUAUUA